This is a messenger RNA of Echinostoma caproni, 1347 nucleotides long. The record is from the annotation of a GenBank genome assembly. NCBI's taxonomy places the organism in Eukaryota, Metazoa, Platyhelminthes, Trematoda, Plagiorchiida, Echinostomatidae.
GUCUUGUCCUUCAAAGAUUUAGGCGGUCAACACAAUUCAAACGGAGUUCAAAUGGCUGGUGCUGAUGAUCUAGUUUCUAAAGGUCGGCGACAUCUCGCCUGCUCUGAGAUUCAACAAGCGGUAGAGAAUUUUCAGAAAGCUUGUGAAUUACUUGCUGCGGAGUUUGGCGAUUUAGAUGAUCGGCUAGGUGUCCCAAAUUUGUUGUAUGGCUCUGCACUUUUGGAGCUAGCGCGUAUGGAGAGCACGGUUAUCGGGAAUGCACUUGAAGGAGCUGAGGAAAAAGAAGAGCUGUCAGAUCAAGUUAUUGACGCCAUGUGCGAAGAAGAAAAAACUGUGCCGCCCGAAGAGCCCACUUCCAGCGAGGAGAAACCAGGUACCGAACAAGAUGUCGAACCCACGGUUGGUGAUGAAAAAGAACAGGAUAAUGCCCAAGAUGGUAAAGAAACUACUGAUACGGACAAUGUACAGGAAGAGGAAAAUGGCGAGGAAGAAAAGACCGAGGAUGAGAAUGAAAAUGAGGAAUGUAAUGAAGCCGAUACUGACGAGCAAGAAGACGAUGUCACCAACUUGCAGCUCGCGUGGGAAGUGAUCGAAGUUGCCAGAAAAAUUUUUUCGAGAAAGGACGACGAUGAAAGCCGCUUGAAAGUAGCUGAGUGCUACGAAAAGCUAGGUGAAAUAAGUCGUGAAAAAGAGGACUACACUCAGGCUGUAUCUGAUUUGCAGGAAUGUCUCGUUAUAAGACAAUCCCUAUUGUCAGAUGAUCACCGCGAAGUUGCUGAAACUCAUUUUCAAAUCGGCACAACUCACGCGGUGGCCGGAAGUCUUGAAAGCGCCAUGUCUGCGUUUGAGGCAGCAAUAAGUUCACUGGAGAAACACGCAGCGAACUUAAGAAAGAAAAUAAACGAGGACGAAAAAUCGCACAAUGAGAAUGAACUUGAACUGCUUAAGAGUUCAUUGAAAGAAGUUGAAACACUCAUUCCAGAGUUAGAAACGCGGAAGUCGGAGGUUGAAGAAGACCUUCAAGCCUCAAAACUACAACCGCAAACGAGCACAUCGUUUCCCGCAACCGCCGAAACAAGUUGUGACAAAAAACCCGUGGAUGACAUAUCGCACCUAGUCCGUAAAAAGAGACAAGUCACCGAGAACAAGAUCGAUGUCAACGGAGCUAAUCCAGUUAACGGGGAUGGCACAUCGCCGAUAACGAAGAAGCCCAAAAUCGAUGGAAAACCGGAUCAGCAAGUCAAUGGUGACCACGCGGCAGAAGCCCAGGUAGGCACAAACGAUCUCGGAAGCAGUCUGAAUUCUACUCAGAUCAGUCCUCAGGGCCAGGAUUGCAUUUGUUUCUAA